UUGGUUGGCCCAUCAACGGCAUCGCGGUCGAUUCGAUCCAUGCUCUUCACUCAGUUCGUUGUUUUCCGGCGACGCGUGUGGAAGUGUUCUAAUCCGUGGCUAUCCGCGUGUGGUUCAAGUUGUUUCGAUCGUGCAUCAGUCAGUCAGUCAGUGGUGAAUGUUGGAGGAAAUAUAAAGAUAGAUUUUUUUUUCUCUCCUUCCUGUUGUGCUGUUAUAUCGGGAGAAGCAACAGCAAUCGAAACGGUACACCGCAGCGAGAGUGCAGUCAGUGAAUUUACCCCACGGGUGAAGCCAGUCGAUGUGAAAAUCGUCAUAGAAAAUUGUGUGUGCGGUAGCUCGCUCUAUCGAAGAAAGGGUAAAAAGUGAACUUUUUUACGCAGUUUAUACGGGAAUCCUGUAAAUUGUGCUUUUUGUGGAAAAAGAAAGUGUUAUAACCGAGAACAACAAUUUCUGCCUAUGAAAACGAUACAAGUGUGAGGUGAAGAAAAAGAAGAAGAAAAAAGGGGGAUACAGUGAACGUGUGGAAUAGUGAGUAAACUUGGUGGAACAAGAAGAUAAUUAGCAGCAAUGGCAGCGCCAGUAGCACCAGUUAAAAAAGUACCGAUCCAUCUACAGAGUGCACAAAACCGACUCUACAUCAAACGGGGUCACGUGGUAAACCACGAUGGAAUGCAACAGGCGGAUAUCUACAUCGAGGACGGAACUAUCAGAUAUGUCGGCUCCGGUGCAGACUUCGUCGUCCCGGGAGGCUGCCGCACGAUAGACGCUACCGGAAAGAUGAUUAUACCCGGUGGUAUCGAUCCGCACACACACUUCCAGCUGGAGUUUGGCGGCACCGUUGCGGUGGACGAUUUCUACCAGGGAACCAAGGCUGCCGUCGCCGGUGGAACCACCACAGUCAUUGAUUUCGUCAUUCCGAAAAAGGGCGAAUCGCUCCUGGAAGCGUACGACACAUGGCGGGCACGUGCCGACUCGAAGGUGGUCUGCGACUACGGGCUGCACGUGGCCAUUACCUGGUGGUCCAAGUCGGUUCGCGACGAGAUGAAAAUCCUGUGCCAGGAGCGUGGCGUCAACUCGUUCAAGUGUUUCAUGGCCUACAAGGGCCUGUUCCAGGUGACCGACAGUGAACUGUACGAGAUUUUCGAGACGUGCAAAGAGCUCGGGGCGGUGGCACAGGUACACGCCGAGAAUGGAGACGUCAUCGCGAAGAACGUACAGAAGCUGCUGGCCGCGGGCGUUACCGGACCGGAAGGUCACGAGCUGUCGCGCACCGAGGAAGUGGAAGCCGAGGCGGUGAACCGGGCUUGCGUGAUUGCCCAUCAGACCAAUUGUCCCCUGUACGUAGUGCAUGUGAUGAGCAAAUCGGCCGGAAUCGAGCUUGCACGUGCUCGCCGCCGGUACAACGGUGUAGGUAUCUACGGUGAAACGCUGGCCGCCGCCCUUGGCACCGAUGGCACGCACUACACCGACCAGUGCUGGCAUCACGCGGCCGCGCAUGUCCUCAGCCCUCCGCUCCGUCCGGAUUCGACGACACCGGAAUUUUUGAUGAAACUGCUCGCCCAGGAUGAUCUGCAAACAACCGGCAGUGACAACUGCACCUUCAACAAGAACCAGAAAGAACUCGGUCGUGACGACUUCACCAAAAUCCCGAACGGCGUCAACGGAGUCGAAGACCGGAUGUCCGUCGUCUGGGAGAAGGGUGUCCAAACGGGACUGAUCGACCCGCAGCGGUUCGUUGCCAUCACCAGUACAAAUGCGGCCAAAAUCUUCAACGUGUAUCCCAAAAAAGGCCGCAUCGCGCCGGGCUCGGAUGCGGACGUACUCAUCUGGGACCCGAAGGCCGUGCGCACCAUUUCGGCCGCCACUCACCACCAGGCAUGCGACUUCAACAUCUUCGAGGGUAUGAAGUGCCACGGCGUCCCGGAGUACGUGAUCGUUCACGGACGGGUAUGCGUCGAGAAUGGACUACUCCGGGUUGCGGAAGGUCAGGGUUCGUUCCUGGAAACGCCGGUCAAUCCACCGUUCGUUUACGAUGCGCUGAACGGUAUCAAGAACCGUAACGGAGAUGACAAGGAGGCUCGCAAUGGGCUGCAGAGUUUGGAUUUGAACCAGAAGCACGAGGUGGACGUUCCGGAUACGUAUGCUUUGCCGGAAAAGUACGUUCCUGGACCUGCGCUGAGCAUCGUCUCCGGCGAUUCGGCAGUCAGUACGCCGCACAGCGCGCGAGGUCAUCGGCCCGAUGGAACCAAGGAUAUGCAGCAGUCGACGUUCUCGAUCAGCGAGGAAAUGGACACCAGCGGCAAUCGUGCAUGCAUCCGCGUGAAGAAUCCACCCGGUGGCAAAUCAUCCGGUUUCUGGUAAACCAAUCGGUCUCCAAGUUACUAUACUCUGGUAGAUAAUGGACAAUGGAUUCUUCCAAAAAUCGACAAAUUAUUUAUUACCAAUCAAGCGUACCGACCUCGGUUUUAGAGAGCUAAGAUCACGAAACCAAAUUAAUGAUAAUACUGGAACAAACUCAGAUAACCUACUAAGUAACAGACCAUAACUCUUCAUAUCCUGGAGUGAGUGUGGGGGAUAUCGAAGGUGUCUCCAAAACGGCGCGCGUUGAUUUGAUACAGCUUCUAUCGAUGUAGCGUAAUAAGAUUUAAACAUGUAGAAACAGCAUGUUGAAACUCAAACCAAAUUAGUAAGCGUACCGAUUUAAGUGUAGCUAAAAACAAUAUGACAAAAUAAUUAACUUACAAAAUAAUAACUCUACCGUACUACUAAAAUAAACGAAAUCACUAAAAACCCAAAUAGAUGUUCCGUCUAGUUCUCAAAGCUCCGAAUAAUUUGUAAUCAGGAAGGUAACUUAUUUUAAUUUAUUGCAUCGCAAUAAAAGUGUCGUAAAUCAACCGGAAACCGUUGUUGUUGUAACAAAUAAUCAAACAAUUUCCAGGCAGGCUGACAAAUGUGCAAUCCCUUUUUCCAAGUUUCCCGAGUGAAAUUUAGAGAGCUUAUCACAUUCACAUGCACUCGAACACACACACACAAACCUCAAUUCACCAACACUCACAACAUGCGCACAACACCAUCAUCACACACUUAGCUUGAAUCGAUUCGGGCCUUUGGAAACCAUAAGUAAGAGUAAAUUAUUUCUAUAUUUAAUGAAUGAAAAAACAAUCGAAAAGUGCUCCUUUCCUAAAUACAAUUCGUUGCGAUUAAGUUUCAUCCCAUUCACGGCUUAGUGAAAUUUACAUAACAAAAAAAAAAGAAUAUUAAAUUCACGCGAAACAAAACUAACAAGUGAACGUUAUGAUGAAACAACUCAUUGAAUUAAAAGAUUUAUUCUCUAUCUGCGUAUAGUUGCUUAGCUUUAUAACUUGAUAUUAACCUAAAACUGUUUGUGGCGUUUAGCUAUAUCGGAAUGCAAUUUAUUGUUUUAGGUUUUUUUUAUUAUUACCAGUAGACAGGCAGUAAUGCACUAUUGUAUUGACUAACGCGAACGUGAAGUGUAACUUAAGUUAGCUUAUCUAGAGUGACUCUUGUAAUCGUGGAAUCGAAAAUAAAAAUUGUACUACACCUAUGGGCAGUAGAAGGUA
This is a messenger RNA of Aedes albopictus (Asian tiger mosquito), 3581 nucleotides long. RefSeq names its product dihydropyrimidinase (gene CRMP). Gene Ontology annotation, cellular component: cytoplasm. Bases 568 to 2361 code for a protein of 597 amino acids. Gene Ontology annotation, molecular function: dihydropyrimidinase activity. Lineage: Eukaryota; Metazoa; Arthropoda; Insecta; Diptera; Culicidae. The transcript has 8 exons. Gene Ontology annotation, biological process: pyrimidine nucleobase catabolic process. The record is from RefSeq and is a predicted model, not a curated record.